AUGGGAUCCCCUGCCACCUGGUCCAUCCGUGCCAUAACCUGGAGGCUGGCCAUGGCUCUCAGCUGGGCCUCCUAUGGACACCAAAGAGUCUGGACAAAAGUGGAAGAGUCCCCAAGCUUCCUCUCUGUGCAGUGCUGGGCCGUGAGGUAUCCCGAGGCCAUCGACUGUUCCUGGACCACAGACAGAGAGACAGAGACAGAUCCUGAGCUGGGCCUGCAGGCUUCCUUUAUUGCCACCUACAGGUUAGGGAUGAUCACCCAAGGGGAGACACAUCCCUGCCUCCAGCCCUCCCCUAAGGCCAGGAGCUGUGUCAUCCCUGACAUUCAGAUGUUCUCCAUGACCCCCUACAUACUCAACAUCACAGUUAUCACUCGACAAGGAGCCAGAAGUAGGCUGGUCCCCUUCAUUGCGGAGCAUAUAAUUAAACCUGACCCACCAGAAGCUAUGAGUGUGAGUCCUGUCCCUGGCAAGCAACUCCGGGUACAGUGGGAGCCCCCCCACUCUUGGCCCCUCCCCCACUAUUUCCCACUCAAGUACCUGAUCCGUUACCAGCGACAGGGGGCCACCCAAUUCCGACAGGUGGGGCCAAUUGAGGAAACAUCCUUCAUCCUGCAAGGCCUACGCCCCAGGACCCAAUACCAAGUGCAGGUUGCAGCCGGUGACUUUAUGGACUAUGGGGAACUAAGCACUUGGAGCACUGUGGUGACCACCACCCCUGGGAGCAAGUGA
Dromiciops gliroides (monito del monte) is the source of this 729-nucleotide messenger RNA. RefSeq names its product Epstein-Barr virus induced 3 (gene EBI3). The transcript is spliced from 5 exons. Gene Ontology annotation, cellular component: external side of plasma membrane. Bases 1 to 729 code for a protein of 242 amino acids. Gene Ontology annotation, molecular function: protein binding; cytokine receptor activity. The record is from RefSeq and is a predicted model, not a curated record. NCBI's taxonomy places the organism in Eukaryota, Metazoa, Chordata, Mammalia, Microbiotheria, Microbiotheriidae. Gene Ontology annotation, biological process: cytokine-mediated signaling pathway.